Molecule: messenger RNA, 2148 nt
Organism: Beauveria bassiana ARSEF 2860
Lineage: Eukaryota; Fungi; Ascomycota; Sordariomycetes; Hypocreales; Cordycipitaceae
Product: calmodulin-binding protein kinase
Exons: 2
Coding region: 1-2148 (715 amino acids)
Biological process (GO): protein phosphorylation
Molecular function (GO): protein kinase activity; ATP binding; protein binding
Source: RefSeq, a predicted model, not a curated record
AUGGCGUGGACCAUUAUCUCUAUACGUGCACCGUCGUGCGUUGUCGAUGAUCCUCACAACGCUAUAUUUCGCACAAGCGAUGACAUAGAGUACACCGAAGAUGAUUUUUCCGCCAAGAGCAUUACUGAGCAAAGCGACCAUGGUACACCCGCUCCAACGUCUCUCCCUCCUGAUGUCACACUUGCCUUGACUACGGAUCAUUUUCCGAAGGAUCCUAGUGUCGGCUUCGUCUUCGGAACAGACAGGGACAGAUGUGAUAUACUCCUUCCCUCACUCUCGGAGUUUGGCAUUAGCAAAAGGCAGUUUGCUAUUACGUUUCAGACGACGACUGGGGCUGUUCUUCUUCGAAACUUGUCUAAGCAGCGAACAAUAAUUAUUCUGCGAGGCGUUGGUCGGCGAAUUAGACUAAAGGAGCAGAGGGUUCUUCCUCAGGGAGGCUCAAUUGUGUGCUUUUUUGGGCUAGAUCUAGAGUUCAAUCGGACUUGGGGAUACGACGAUAUGUCCCACCUCUACAUUGCUUUUCUUGACAGACUCGCAAAGUCAAUUCCGAAUCUUGAAGCAUUACGCCUCUUGACCGCGACAGAACCGUCCGCGACAGAACCGUCCGCGAGGACAUCUUUCAGCCAGGCACGAAGCGUCUACGGGUCCGAACGUUGUAUUGGGUCUGGGGACUCCGCGAGAGUUUUCCGGGCGAUGCACAGGCAAACCGGUGAUUUGGUCGCGAUUAAACGCUAUCGCGAAGAGACGAGCUCAGCUACAUUCUUUAAGGAGGCUAGUAUAUUCUGCACGCUCAAAGACAGACAUAUUCUUACCUUUCACGAGUUUAACGUUAAAAAUGGAGUAGCCGAGCUCAUUAUGGAGUACGCUGUGUUCGGUAGUCUGGUCAAGCCAAUCAGAUAUAAUAAGCUUACCGUGGAGGAAGCCUGCACGACUACCAAGCACACCCUCUUAGCGCUGCAAUAUCUACACGGCAAGGGCAUUACCCAUCGGGACAUUAAUCCGGCCAAUAUACUCAUCACGACUCGUAACCCUUUUCACGCCAAGAUUGCCGACUUCAGUGUAUCUAGCCAGGCUGAGCAGCUCAACACGUUUUGCGGCACGAAACGCUAUCUCGCUCCCGAAGUCCAUCGACCACCUUACACAGCCAAGGUUGACAUUUGGUCCGUAGGAGUCGUGGUGAUGUAUCUCUGGGGACUUCUUCCCAGGAAUGGACACGAUUCGUGGACACCCAGGCAGGGACCCGGCUCGUGGACAGAGCAAAUUGUGGCGCGUGCGAGGGAUGUAUCGAAUAUUACGACGGAAUUAUUGAACAUGUGCUUGCAACUUGACCCAGAGAACAGAGCCACCGCUGAGCAAUGCCUCCAACUACCUUUGUUUCAUAACGAGGGCGGUGGGGGGGAAGGAGGGGCCCCUUUCGUAAAUCAUCUUGAUGACGGCGUGAGACGUGAGCCUCCGCACCUACCUGAUCAACAGCGACAAGCGCCUUUGGCGCCCAGCUACGACUUGCCGCCCGAAGCGUUAGACGUCUUGCGCCCAGCGACCGCCAAUGCUGCGUUUGCAGCUUGGCAAGGCGAGGGUGUAGCGGCUGUGGGGCUCGAUAACAUCAUUCCAGACACUGCGGCGUGCAACAUGCAGGGGAGACCAUUGGACCUACCUGCACAGAGAGAAGAGCAUCCAGUGUGGAACGGUGAUGCCUUGGAACCUUUUCUGCCGCAUGGAGAAGGGUGGAUACCUGCAUUUGAUCUGCAAUUGGAGGGUUGGGAUGGUGGUGAGAACUUUGUUUCCCUUGAAGGAAUUCCCACCAUGAACCCGAUCAACGUGAACGCAGAAGCAAUCGGUCCAGGCGCCAAGGACAACGAGACCCUUGUUGCCAGAGGUAUAAUUUACCACUUUUUCGACUGGCGCGGAACAGAAAUUGCGCACAUCCCGGAUCAAGCUAUGGUCAACGUUACGCAUAUGGUGGCGACAGCUGGCCUGCGUUUUUGCCAAAUUCGAGGUGCGCAGUUCCAAGAGUUGAUCAAAGAUAAAAAACGUGUCAUUACGGGCAUCAACAGAAUUAGAGGGACAUAUAUGCCUUAUAGCAACGCUAUAGACGUAUGUGUCCAGCUCAGGAUUGAUACGAGCGGUCUGCCCAGUUUUCUAUCAUAG